This is a messenger RNA of Parnassius mnemosyne (clouded apollo), 636 nucleotides long. The record is from the annotation of a GenBank genome assembly. NCBI's taxonomy places the organism in Eukaryota, Metazoa, Arthropoda, Insecta, Lepidoptera, Papilionidae.
AUGGAUGUUCUUCCUAGCGGUAAUCUAUUCCGCGAGUUGCAAGACGUGACGGACACCGGCUACUUCGAAUGGAAGCUGUCCUUGGAAGACUACUGGCAACAGACAUGCUACGAAAUGGAGCGGUACCUCAGAGAGGAGCCCCGAGGGAAACGGCGGGAGCCUCCUCAGGAAGAGGAGUGGGCAAGAUCGGCGACCUCUUCUCCUCCCUCGCCGCAAUCUCUACCCUCGCCCAGGCUGUUCAUUGUCACGACCGUGAAGAGUGAACCUCCCAGCGACUCUGACGAACCUAGAGAUGAGCCGCCGAGCCCGGCCCCGGUGAGGCGGCCGCACGUUCCUCGUCUCCACCCGCACGCGCACGCUACGGACCCGCGCCGCCGUGUGCACCGCUGCGAGUUCCCCGCCUGCGACAAGGUCUAUACUAAAAGUUCGCACCUUAAAGCGCAUAAGAGAACGCAUACGGGUGAGAAGCCGUACAAGUGUUCAUGGGAAGGUUGCGAAUGGCGGUUUGCCCGCUCCGACGAGCUGACGAGACACUAUCGCAAGCACACUGGCGCUAAACCCUUCCGCUGUCGUCACUGCGAGCGUUGCUUUUCGCGCUCAGACCAUCUAGCGCUCCAUGCGAAACGCCACGCGUAG